AUGACUACUCCAAGGUGCUUCAUUGUGCGACACGGUGAGACGGAGUGGUCUCUCUCUGGCAAGCAUACCGGCUCGACAGACAUACCUCUGACAGCGAAUGGCGAGAAACGAGUACGGGCAACGGGAAAAGCUCUGGUAGGUGACGAUAGGCUCAUAGUGCCUAAACAAAUCAAGCACAUCUACGUCUCACCAAUGCACCGCGCCCAACGCACCCUCGAACUCCUCAAUCUAGGCUGCACGCUCCCCUACUCGACCAGCAACAGCCAAAACCCCAACCCCCCUCCCCACAUCAAAGCCAUUGUAACCGUCACCCCUAAAAUCCGCGAAUGGGACUACGGCGACUACGAAGGCAUCACCUCGUCCGAAAUCCGCUCCCUCCGUGCCCAGCAAUCCCUCCCAGGCACCUGGGACAUCUGGACUGACGGCUGCCCAAAUGGCGAAUCCCCCUCCGAUGUGAUCAAGCGCGUCGACGAACUCAUCCACGAGAUUCGCGAGGAGCAUCACAGGCCGUACAUGGGUAGUAAAGAGCCGGAUGCGGACGGGUGUACUGGGGAUGUUGUGGUUGUUGCGCAUGGGCAUAUAUUACGGGCUUUUGCGAUGAGGUGGGUGCGGCAAGAUUUGAGUGCGACGGCACUGAUUAUGGAGGCUGGUGGGGUGGGGACGUUGAGUUAUGAGCAUAAGAGAUUGGAGGAGCCGGCGAUUUUGCUGGGGGGCGGGUUUGUGGUUGGGCCGGAUGUUUUGAGUGAGGUUGAUGAGGAGGAGAGGGAAGGGAAGUUGAAGUAG
Molecule: messenger RNA, 783 nt
Organism: Lithohypha guttulata
Lineage: Eukaryota; Fungi; Ascomycota; Eurotiomycetes; Chaetothyriales; Trichomeriaceae
Gene: SHB17
Product: Sedoheptulose 1,7-bisphosphatase
Exons: 2
Coding region: 1-783 (260 amino acids)
Biological process (GO): ribose phosphate biosynthetic process
Molecular function (GO): sedoheptulose-bisphosphatase activity
Source: RefSeq, a predicted model, not a curated record